Messenger RNA from Mandrillus leucophaeus (drill), 5666 nucleotides. RefSeq names its product La ribonucleoprotein domain family, member 4B (gene LARP4B). NCBI's taxonomy places the organism in Eukaryota, Metazoa, Chordata, Mammalia, Primates, Cercopithecidae. Gene Ontology annotation, biological process: positive regulation of translation. The transcript has 17 exons. Gene Ontology annotation, cellular component: cytosol; cytoplasmic stress granule. The coding region runs from base 40 to 2259 and encodes 739 amino acids. The record is from RefSeq and is a predicted model, not a curated record. Gene Ontology annotation, molecular function: mRNA 3'-UTR binding.
CAUCCUGAGGUUAGCAUCACACUUCUCCCAGUGGAGCCCAUGACUUCUGAUCAGGACGCUAAGGUUGUGGCUGAACCGCAGACGCAGAGAGUCCAGGAGGGCAAGGACAGUGCUCAUCUGAUGAACGGUCCUAUAUCUCAAACCACUUCUCAGACAAGUUCCAUUCCACCUUUGAGUCAGGUACCAGCAACUAAGGUUUCAGAGCUGAACCCUAAUGCAGAAGUGUGGGGGGCUCCUGUGUUACGUCUGGAAGCAAGCAGUGCUGCCGACGGUGUGAGUGCCGCAUGGGAGGAGGCGGCUGGCCACCACGCAGACCGUGGCCCACAGGGAUCGGAUGCCAGUGGUGAUGGUGACCAGAGCCAUGAGAAUGCAGCAUUGUCAGACCCGCAGGAGUCGGACCCAGCAGACAUGAACGCGCUCGCUCUGGGUCCCUCGGAAUACGACUCUCUGCCUGAAAAUAGCGAGACAGGAGGAAAUGAGUCUCAACCAGAAAGCCAGGAAGACCCCCGGGAAGUACUUAAAAAAACAUUGGAAUUCUGCUUAUCUAGGGAGAACCUUGCUAGUGACAUGUAUCUUAUAUCACAGAUGGACAGUGACCAGUAUGUGCCAAUCACAACGGUGGCUAACCUCGACCACAUCAAGAAGCUCAGCACUGAUGUGGACUUGAUUGUGGAAGUGCUAAGAUCUUUACCUUUAGUCCAAGUGGAUGAAAAGGGAGAGAAAGUAAGGCCAAAUCAGAAUCGCUGCAUAGUAAUAUUGCGUGAAAUACCUGAAUCUACCCCUGUGGAAGAAGUAGAAGCACUAUUUAAAGGAGAUAAUUUACCAAAAUUUAUAAACUGUGAAUUUGCAUAUAAUGAUAAUUGGUUUAUUACAUUUGAAACAGAAGCUGAUGCACAACAGGCUUACAAAUACCUUCGAGAAGAAGUCAAAACUUUUCAAGGAAAACCAAUUAAGGCGCGGAUAAAAGCAAAGGCAAUAGCUAUAAACACAUUUUUGCCAAAGAAUGGAUUUAGACCCCUGGACGUGAACCUGUAUGCCCAGCAGCGCUACGCGACAUCGUUCUACUUCCCUCCCAUGUACAGCCCCCAGCAGCAGUUCCCCCUGUACAGCCUGAUCACGCCCCAGACGUGGUCAGCAACGCACAGCUAUCUUGACCCACCCCUGGUAACUCCAUUUCCAAAUACUGGAUUUAUAAAUGGGUUUACGUCUCCAACGUUCAAGCCUGCGGCGUCUCCUCUGACUUCUCUCAGACAGUAUCCUCCUCGAAGCAGGAAUCCUAGUAAAUCUCAUCUGCGGCAUGCAAUUCCUAGUGCGGAGAGAGGACCUGGGUUAUUAGAAAGUCCUUCAAUAUUUAACUUCACUGCAGAUCGAUUAAUUAAUGGUGUCCGGAGUCCACAAACAAGGCAAGCAGGUCAAACUAGAACACGGAUACAAAACCCUUCAGCAUAUGCCAAGAGAGAGGCUGGGCCUGGGCGCGUGGAGCCAGGCAGUCUUGAAUCUUCUCCUGGUUUAGGGAGGGGAAGGAAGAAUUCCUUUGGCUACCGGAAGAAAAGGGAGGAGAAGUUUACAAGCAGCCAGACACAGUCUCCGACGCCACCAAAGCCUCCGUCGCCAAGCUUCGAGCUGGGGCUGUCCAACUUCCCUCCAUUACCUGGAGCUGCGGGCAAUUUGAAGACAGAGGACUUGUUUGAAAACAGGCUAUCUAGCUUGAUAAUAGGACCAUCCAAAGAAAGGACCCUCAGUGCAGAUGCAAGUGUGAACACCCUUCCGGUAGUGGUCUCCAGAGAGCCCUCGGUGCCGGCUUCUUGUGCUGUAUCAGCAACGUACGAGCGAUCCCCCUCCCCAGCUCAUUUACCUGAUGAUCCCAAGGUGGCGGAGAAACAGAGGGAAGCCCACAGUGUGGACAGACUUCCUCCCGCCCUCACUGCGACCGCAUGUAAAUCGGUGCAGGUGAACGGAGCCGCCACGGAACUGCGAAAGCCCAGCUACGCAGAGAUUUGUCAGAGAACAAGUAAAGAGCCUCCUUCUUCCCCAUUGCAACCCCAAAAAGAACAGAAGCCAAACACUGUUGUUGGUUGUGGGAAGGAGGAAAAGAAGCUGGCAGAGCCCGCGGAGAGAUACCGGGAGCCCCCAGCCCUCAAGUCCACACCUGGAGCCCCCAGAGACCAGAGGCGGCCGGCCGGGGGCCGGCCCUCGCCCUCGGCCAUGGGGAAGCGUCUCAGCCGAGAGCAGAGCACUCCCCCCAAGUCUCCUCAGUGAAAACCGUACGUCUGGGAGGGGCCGCAGAGCGCUGUGUUAACCACAGACGACACUCAGUGCGAGGGCGAGCCGCUGGUUAGGAGCUUGCAGUGUCUGAGGCCUGUGGGAUCCUCGAGUUGGUUUUCUUCUGUGAGUUGGAUUCUCCCCCUCUUGAAAAAAAAUCGAUUUUUCAGGAUUUAAUUAAUACAAACCUUAUUUUAGGUUGGUGCUUAACUGGAGGUGAUGCAUAAGUCUGAUUUUUUUUUUUUCCAAGAUAGAAAAAGCAUUUAUCCUAACAAAUUGGUAUUUUUUAUUAAGCCUCCAUGUGGCUCUGAAUGCAAGCUAUAUAUAGUGAGUUUUUCUAAAUUAAGGGAACUCUGCUACUUUUUUUUUUUUUUAGUAACUGGUCUGCAAGUGCAUAUCUCUAGAAUGUCCCCGCAGAUGAAUGAGGGCCAGUGGCCUUGGCAGAGGCAGGUGUGGCCUCGUAGAGGCAGUGCUGGCCGCGCCAGGGCAACAGCGCUGAUGUGGGAGCUGUGCUUCUACCUAAGCCGUUGGUAGGGGACUCUGGCAUUUAAGAAUGUAGAGAGCGCGUCCUUUUUGAUCUCCUGGGCAGAGUGAACCUGCAGGGGCCACCCCAGUGAGACCUGAAACCUUGGUUCUGAUGCACUGCAAGCAAGUAACCAGCUUCUCACUCCAGUUUCAAGUGGCUAUUAUGUAAUAUAAAUUGAAAGCACAUUGUGAAUAGAACCUAAAUGAAAACAUACACUUGGUUGCCCACUGACAUGUUACCAGAAGUUGUACCAUGAUGUUGUUUUGACCCCUGUGAGCUGACGGCCCCAGCCCUGCUCUGUGCACAUUUCUGUCCGUGUUCCCCAGCACUCUGGUUGGAGAGAGUCCACAUCUUCAGCUCCGUGUGGACAUCUUCCCGUACCUCUGCAUCAGCACAUGGAUUUCAGAGUUACGUAAUCGUGAGAGAAUGGUGUUUGUGGUUUUCCCCCUCUUUGGCUGGUGGAGGAUAAAGUUCCUGCUCUUUUACCUCCAAGACGAGGGCCUCAUUGAUUCACUUCCAGAAGUGCUGCACUUCUGAAGAACAAGGAUGCACUAAAGGUAGCAAGUUUAUAAUAAAGUUAAAUAUAAAUUAUUUUGUUUUAAAAUGCCUCAAAUUUUUCUUUAAGUAUUCUAAGCAGCAAACAUUAAAAUAAGAAUAUUUCCUGCUAAAUGUAACCAUACACUUUAUUCCACAAAAUGUUAUUUAACAAGACUGAGGGUUUUUUUUAAGAAAAAAAUUAUUUCCAUCCAAUAUUUAAAGACUUGAAUUUUAUUUAAACUUGAAAAUGACUUUGCCUUAACUUUUGUAUAAGACAGCUUAGAGUCCAUGGAGCCCGGCCCUGGGUUGGCGUGAGUGGGUCAGUUACUCAGUUACUGUGUGGAUCUCCUGUCGCUGGUUUUACUGAGUAAGCGUAGUGUAGUACAAGAGCUAGCAGUAGUUUUUGUAAUAUACCUUAAAGAUCUUCAACAGUUGAUCUUUUUUCAGAAUGUUGGGAAAUCCUGUAAAUGCAAAUAGUCAAUACUGUAUUAAAUACGUGCACUCGGAGUGUGCUUCGCUUGUACAGUUGUAAAUAAUCAGAACAUAUGAAAAAGGUACCUACAGAGAAAAUUCUGAUACAAAUUAUUGAUAUAUUAUAAAUGUUGCUGUUGAGCUGGAUGUAGAUAAACGAAAUGUUGUGGUUUGAAUAUUAUUUUGAUUUGUUGAGAUUUUCUUUUUUCUCUUACAUCGGUGUGUUGAGCUGAUUCUGCCUCUUUGCUGCAAAAGGGAAUUGGAAACUCUUAUUAAAAGCCUCCAGAUGUUUUCAUACUCUUUUAAAAUGUAUGUAAAUGCAUACUAAUCAUAUCUAACGUGAAAGAGUUUUAAAGUAUGUAGAGAGCAAAAACUGGCAGGAUCAUAAGUGGAGGUGAAAAGUAAUCUGAUUAAAAUCACUUGCAGCUAAGCAUGAUUUACCUGCCAGAGGAAAACAUGCCUGGCAUUUUUGACCAUUUCCUUUAAAACAGUUGCUAUUAUUCAAAUACAGAGAAACAGCCACAGGGCUAGUGUUUUUCAAAUGCAUUUUAAAGAAACAUGGGGAUUUAUUUUUUUGUAGUUGUCAGUUCACUGACCAAAAAAAAAAGAAAAAAAAAUCAGAAAUAAUUGAUCGCUGAAACCCAAACUCUCAAUAUUCUAAAAGCUGGGAGGCAACCCCAAGGCCUGGCCUACGAGGUGCAUCUUCGCUACAGAAGGACCAGGGGCGCCAUCAGCCAUUCCCAAAUCACAAGGCCUGCGCCUCCGCCAGUGAGUCCUUGGUUUUUAAUAAUGAGAAGUCCUUUCCCCCAAGGUGUGAGCAUUGCAGCGCAGUGUGUGUGUGUGGUUCGAGCCAGCUUAGUCCUUCACUUUGUUUGUCGGCUGAAGUGUGAGCUCAACAGCUGCGUGAAGAGGGCAGCGCGUGCGGUAGCCAGUCGCCACUGGAGGGCUCUGCUGCCAUCCGGUCAAUACACUGUAGUUACUGCCUAGCCAGCAGCAGUCUUUUGCAUCAAGAGCAGAAACCUUGCUCGGAUGCGAUUUUUAUAGCAUCCUUUUUAAUUAAACAAAGGUGAAACACAGAUAGCUAUAUAAUGUCCAGAAACCCCUGAUACUAUUUUGAAAGUGUCCACUCAGAAGAAAAUGAGAGUUACCAUAAUGGGAAGCUGUGGUGGUCCACGCCGACUGGGCUGUGUCACAUACAGCGAUGAGAGUGGCUUUCAUGCUUUUUUUUUAAGUUAACACCCUCCUUUACCCCCAGCAGUAUCUCAGGUUAUAGAAUCAGAGAUGCAGCAGCGACAAAUGGCAUUUUAACUUGUAAAAUCGUGUGAUGAUGCUUAUCAUUUUGAAAUAGAAGAAUAAAAACCUGGCCCCGUUUCACCAGACAUGAAUUUCAAGUGGAGUCGUCGUUCUCUGAGAGCGAGUGUCUUGACAUUUCCACCCAGGCCCUCCUGUCAUCACAUCACCGGCUGUCAGUGGCGGGUGGCAGUAAACGUCCUGCGUUGCUGUAUUAGGAUCUCUGCAGUUCAGGCUUAACAACCAGUUCAGUGUAUCCGGGCGACGGGUAGCGGUGGUGCAUGCCUGUCUGCGUGCCCCGCUGGCGAGCUGUAGUUGUGACUUGCGUGCCUCGCGGCCCCCUACCGGGCUGCAGACAAUCGAGGCGAGGGCACUGGCUGCCGGCAGUCCACAGUGGGGGCCACGUGGAACGCUCCUUGAGGGUUUCGUUUUGUUCUGCUUCUUUUCAUUAAGACUGGAAUCAAGCUUACAUGUAAACUAUUGGUAAUUUAAGUUUCCUUUGGUGUCAUUCAGUGUAAAACUGUCUAAUUUGAAAAAAAAAAAUGUAGGUUAUGAAAAUAAAGAUUUAGGCACUGUUCAA